UCCUGUUCCUUCUGUUUUUAUCCUUUCCUUCUUGCGAAACAGCGUCGUAUCAUUUCCUGUUCCCUGCUUUGGUUAGCCGAUCGGCCAGACCAUUUGCCGAACGUGGAGCAUGAGCCACUGCCCAUCUUCGCAGUUCCCUAAACCCGUGGUGGAAAUUGCGAAAAUCCUGGAUUAGACCCUGACAUUGAAGGUUCCAUUAAUUCCUCUGACAUUGAAGGUUCCAUUAUUGUUUUGAAGUAUCAAUGUUGAGUUUGCGCUUGAAGAAGUAACAAUAUUAUUGUUAUUUCAAAAAAGGCAUAAUGUUUUAGAAAGUCUCCGAUUCCGCUGGCUGAAGAUAAUAUAAGCUCUAUAGCUCCCAAAAUAUGGGGAGUAAAACCAAGAAGAAACAUAUAGAUGAGACACCCAGUUCCUCUUCAUCUCCAUCAACCUCAGACUACUCUGAAUCAUCUCCAGAGAGGCGUCACCGGCACCGGAAAGACCGGCGUAGGAAGGAUGGGAGUUCAAGGAGAGAGAAAGAGAGAAAAAGAGAGAAAAGAAAGAGGAAAGAGAAAGAAAGGGAGAGAAAAAGGAGGAAACUGAGGAGAGAGGAUAGAAGGAAGAAGAAAAGGCAUUAUCAGUCUGAUUCUGAAUCUGAGUCGGGUCCCGAUUGUGGGUCUGGGUCUGAUUCUGAGGGUGAUAGAGGGCGGGUUGAUCCCCAAGUAGUUGUUGAAGAGAUGUUGAAGGAGUUUCCUAAUGUUGGAAAUGAUUUGAAACAGCUUCUUCAAAUGAUUGAUGAUGGGCAAGCAGUUGACAUAAAGGGCAUAUCUGAAAGGUCGUUGAAUAAGCAUUUGAAGAAGCUGUUCCUCUCUUUAAACUUAAAGGAAAAUGGUGAUAGAGUCUUUUUACUAUCUUCAAAUGCUCACCCCACCUUGGAUGUUGUGGGUCAUUUGAUUCAGACUCAUGCAGAACCUAAAGAGCAACAGCCUAAAAGUUCUGUUUCAGUGAAGGAUGCACCCUCAAUUCCAGAGCAUGCUGAAUGUAGCCAAGUAAUGGAUGAAAAUAAUUCAGACAGAGAUGAUUCUGCUAAUCUUAAAAGAAGGGUGAUUGGCCCUGCAAUGCCCUCAGCCGAGCUACUUGCUGCAGCAGCCAAAUUAACAGAGGCCCAAGCUGAGCUCAGAGAAGCUGAGUUGGAGGAAGAUAAUGAACUAUUUAUUGGACCUCCACCACCUGCUCUGGUUGCUGAGGCUGAAUCUGCAAAUGAAGCAGAGCGUUUUGAAGAGGUCACUAGAAUUAUGGGAGUUGAGGCUGAUAGUCCAUAUGAUGUUAUAGGAGCAAACCGAAAUAUGUCUGCUGAUAAUAUAAAGAAAAAGUACUGGAAACUGUCUCUUUUGGUGCAUCCAGACAAAUGUACUCAUCCACAGGCACACCAAGCAUUUAUUAUACUCAAUAAAGCUUUCAAGGAGUUACAAGAUCCAGAUAAGCGAAAAGCUAUGGAUGAAAAAAUUAAACUGAAGGAGGAGCAGGAGGAGUUUAAGGCUGAGUUGCGAGCAAUGCGUGAAGCUGCACAAUGGAGAAGAUUGCAAGGUAUAUCAAUGGAGGGUGAUGAUGAGCUCCUGGCAGAAGUGGAGGUUAAAGUGCCACCGAAAAGGGAUGAAUGGAUGACAACACUACCUCCUGAAAGGAAACCUGGUGUGACUAUGCAAUCAACGAGAUUUAGCAAGAGUUCUAAAGAAGGACGUGGUGAUACGAGUGUUUGGACUGAUACUCCUACGGAGAGAGCCCAAAAAGCAAAGAUGCAUUAUUUGGAAGCCUACAAUGAGGCUGCUGCACUUGCUUCUAAUGAAGAUGAUAAGAAGAGAACCAAUUCAGACGCAGAUUUGGUGGAUAUAUACAAUAAAGAAAAGCGAUCGAAAUCAUUGGUACAAAAGCAUCAAGAAGAGACAGCAAAGCGUCCAAAGAAGAAAUCCAAGCUACAGGCAGAGAAAGUGGAGUGGGAGGGUAAACAUCCAUGGAAGCCUUGGGAUCGAGAGAAUGACCUUGUUGCGGGAAGGCAGAAUGUGAAGCUUGAUACUGAUAACAUGGCCAAGGGUCUGACUUCCAGAUUUUCAUCCGGAACCUUUCAGAGGAACUUCCUCUAGGCCAUGGAUGUAAUAGUCAUAGCUAAAGCAUCAUCCCACAUUUUACCUAUGUGGCUGUCAUGUUUGCUGAACAUAAUUUAGUGAUGUCUCAAUAUUUUUUCCUUUUUAAGACAUCAUAGAUGAAACGAAGCCUAAAAGAUAAAAUGGGUGAAAGAAGGCAGGAGGCAGGAGUCUUGUAACAGUAUAAUUUUUUAACUCCUACAGUUAGAUGUGCUGUGAAAUGAUACCAGCUCCUACAUAAGCACAAUUGAUUAUGGGGGUGCAUGUAGGGUUGGUAAUCCAUAUUAGCCUGUCGUUAUUAUGUUGUGUAAAGAUAAGGAUAUAACAUAUGAAUUGAUUGAUAUGAACACGACACAAAUAAAUAAUCGAGUUCUUGAUUUGAAUA
Messenger RNA from Theobroma umbraticum, 2502 nucleotides. RefSeq names its product DNAJ heat shock N-terminal domain-containing protein. NCBI's taxonomy places the organism in Eukaryota, Viridiplantae, Streptophyta, Magnoliopsida, Malvales, Malvaceae. The record is from RefSeq and is a predicted model, not a curated record.